Messenger RNA from Sorex araneus (European shrew), 1530 nucleotides. It is a transcript of the gene GPR183, whose product is annotated as G protein-coupled receptor 183. Gene Ontology annotation, biological process: G protein-coupled receptor signaling pathway. The record is from RefSeq and is a predicted model, not a curated record. The transcript has a single exon. Lineage: Eukaryota; Metazoa; Chordata; Mammalia; Eulipotyphla; Soricidae. The coding region runs from base 1 to 1056 and encodes 351 amino acids. Gene Ontology annotation, cellular component: membrane. Gene Ontology annotation, molecular function: G protein-coupled receptor activity; oxysterol binding.
AUGGACCCCAACCUCACCGGCGGCGACUGUGACCUCUACGCCCACCACGGCACGGCCAGCGUGCUCAUGCCCCUGCACUACUGCGCCGUCUUCGUCAUCGGGCUGCUGGGCAACGCGCUGGCCCUGGUGGUCAUCGUGCAGAACCGCAAGAAGCUCAACUCCACCACGCUCUACUCCACCAACCUGGUGGUGUCGGACAUCCUCUUCACCACGGCGCUGCCCGCCCGCAUCGCCUACUACGCGCUGGGCUUCGACUGGCGGCUGGGCGAGGCGCUGUGCCGCGUCACGGCGCUGCUCUUCUACAUCAACACCUACGCGGGCGUCAACUUCAUGACCUGCCUGAGCGUGGACCGCUUCGUGGCCGUGGUCCACCCGCUGCGCUACAGCCGCAUGAAGCGGGCAGAGCAGGCCAAGGGCGUGUGCGUGGGCGUCUGGCUGCUGGUGUUCGCCCAGACCCUCCCGCUGCUCGUCAGCCCCAUGUCCAAGCGCGAGGGCAACCGGACGACGUGCAUGGAGUACCCCAACUUCGAGGAGACGGCCGCCCUGCCCUGGGUGCUGCUGGGCGCCUGCCUGGUGGGCUACGUGCUCCCGCUGGCCGCCAUCCUCUUCUGCUACUCCCGCAUCUGCUGCAAGCUCUUCCGCAACGCCCGGCAGAACCCGCUGGGCGAGCGGUCGGGCGUCAACCGGAAGGCGCUGCACACCAUCGUCUUCAUCAUCCUGGUCUUCGUGCUCUGCUUCACGCCCUACCACGUGGCGCUGGCCCAGCACAUGGUGCGGAAGCUGGGCACGCCCGGCCCGCUGGGCUGCGGCGCCCGCUACUCCUUCCAGCUGGCCCUGCACGUCACCGUCUGCCUCAUGAACUUCAACUGCUGCAUGGACCCCUUCAUCUACUUCUUCACCUGCAAGGGCUACAAGCGGAAGGUCCUGAAGAUGCUCCGGCGGCAGGCGAGCGUCUCCAUCUCCAGCGCCGCGCGCUCCGCCCCCGAGGACAACUCGCGGGAGAUGACGGACACCCAGACCAUGGUGCACUCCAAGUCCCUGAACGGCGGCAAGUGAGGGAGGGCUGGCCGGGGCCGCGUCUCAGGGGGGGGCUGCACGGGCAGCCCCAAGGCCUCGAGGGCCAAGGACGGGCACGGGGGCUGGAGAGAAAGCCCCAGAGCCUCGAGGGCACAAGGACUGCCCCGCUCCCACCUUAGAAACUCCGUUCGGGCCGGGCAACCAUUUCUGACUCUGACUUGGGAGCCAACGGAUACUUUGGGGUAUUUUUCACACGCCAGCGAACAACGUGAAAUGCCAACGUAUAUUUGCCAUUUUUCACGCGGGACAGCGACGGUGACAAAAGCAAGACCCUACUUUGGAAGUAAAAUCUGACAGCGACAGAGAGACGACUCCAGUAACCCAGGAUAAAAAGAAAAGCCCACCGUCAGCGAAAAAAACCGUUUCAUUAAUAUGUCCUGCCGACGGGCUGGCCGAGGCCAGAAAGACUGUGAAGACGGUGUAACUGUCCAAAAUGUCAAUACUGUAAUAUAG